Molecule: messenger RNA, 10397 nt
Organism: Epinephelus fuscoguttatus (brown-marbled grouper)
Lineage: Eukaryota; Metazoa; Chordata; Actinopteri; Perciformes; Serranidae
Gene: six5
Product: SIX homeobox 5
Exons: 3
Coding region: 4565-7372 (935 amino acids)
Biological process (GO): regulation of transcription by RNA polymerase II
Cellular component (GO): nucleus; transcription regulator complex
Molecular function (GO): DNA-binding transcription factor activity, RNA polymerase II-specific; RNA polymerase II cis-regulatory region sequence-specific DNA binding
Source: RefSeq, a predicted model, not a curated record
AAAGCCAAUCAUCGGAGAGAAGCGCAUGCAACCUCUGAAACAACCACACAGCGGCGCUGUCCUCCAGUUUAAACCACCAGGGUAAACAAAGACAACAAAAAGUUUCUUUACAUAAGGAUUCAUUCAAACUUGCCAUAUUAAACAAGACAUUUUGCCCAUUGUUUGGAAGUUAACGACUCUGUUAUAAGAAAAUAUAGGCCUGUACUGUAUAUUACUACAGGUUUGACCUGAUAAACAGCUUAAUCUCAGACUCAAUAAUGACCAGCAAAGCCACACAGUUAAGGCUAUUAUAAUUUUCGUUUCCACCCUGUCUGUUGAGUAUUUCAGUAGCUGAUUUUGUGUAUAACAUUAAUGUAAAUUCCUUAAAAAGUCUUUGUCCCACUCUAGAUUGAUUUUAAAAAAAGUAAGCUUGAAACAAUUUCCCUGACAGAAAAGCUACCCUUUUCUUUAAUAGUGGGCGUACAUGUAUUUCAGUUAGCCAAAGUAUUCAUCGAGCACAGAUAACAGACCAGAGCAUGUAUGGGCAGAAAGAGGAGAUCAAAGAAAGCUGAGAGCUAUGCUGGGAGGAGUAGAGGGGGGGCGAGCCCACAGUCUUACAGCAAAUGAUUUACAUUCCUAUGGUUGCUGAUGAAGAUGGAGGUCUGCAAACCUGGAAUCAUUCAUUCACACCUCAUCUGCAGGUCAUGUUCACAUAUUUGUAGCACAUAUAUCACAAAGAACAUAAAGAUUUCUGUGUCUGACACAGUGUUGAUUAACAUCCGAGGUUCAAGUUAAGGUCUGUACAUACAAAUGUAGUUGCUUUCAGUUUUUAUCAUUACAACAGCACAUAAAUUUAGACAAGUCACCUUUUUUUCUGAACCUGCCCUACAAUGAAUAAAGUGGGCACUGAUGUAGUCUAUAAGAAUGUAUAUAAGCUGAUACACAUCUGUUGCAGAGAUCCAGACAUAAAGCAUGUCACAUAUGCUAAUCAUACCUGCUGUGUUAGUGUAGACUUAAUUGCAUGUGUUUGCACUGACAGUAUUUGCAUAGGGAAACCACCUCAGGCACACUGAACUGUGGUAUCCGGUUGAAAAACUGGGAGGACAGUAAGUCUCACCUGAGCAAGCACAGGGAAACUGUCUUAUAAAAGCCUUAUUCAUUACACAUGACAUUGGUUUUCAGAUUCUUCCAGGAGUGUGAGGUUAAUACUGCAUGAUGUGAGUUUCGGUUAUUGUCUGAAUUUACCAAAGACACACCAAUACUCGUCGUGGUCUGAAGUGGUGGACAAUAUCUGAGUCCUAUGAGUCCUGCUUGUACAUUUUACUUCACUAUUAGUUUAUUACUAGCUUCACCACCAGCAGCUACUACACUGUAAUGCAUCAGUUAUUAAUGAUAGGAUAUCACACUCUAACAGGGGCCAUUCUGCCAACUGAUUAGUGCUUUUAUGGCUGCAAUGUACAAUUUUCAUUGCUGCUUAAUCUGUGGAUUUGUUUCUGGUCUAGUCAAAAAAAUAUAUAUAUUUUUAUUUUUUGUAAUAAAUGUCAGAAAAUGCUGAUAACAAUUUCACUGAGUUCAAGGCAGCUUCUUGUUUUAUCUGACCAUAGAUUCAGUUUACUAUCACAUGACAGCGACAAGCAGCAAACUCUUUCUCAGAUUCAAGAAGGUUUUUAGCCUGAAAAGUGACCAAAAGGAUUAAUUAGUUAUCAAAGUAAUUGAUCAAUAGACUACUGGUUCAGCUCUUCUAACUUUAAGUACAUUUUGUUGACUUGUGUAGUUUUAUUAAGUAGAAUUGUGAAUGCAAAACUUUUACUUGAAGCAUGGAUGGAUUUCUGAACGGGCAAGUGUCAGAUGGGGCCUCCUGGCCUUCAACUGCAAAAUGUUAACGUCAAAUUAACACUUUCCAAGUAGGAAGAGACUCAAUAAGACCAUAAAGACAUGCAAAGACCUGCAAAGAGACACAGAUAACUAUAAAGUGACAAAAAUUGCAAAAGAAAGACACAAAAUAACCUGAAAUAGACACAAAUUGACUAUGUGCCACCACAAAAUACCACUCGUUCUGCCCAAGCAGUGCUCAGAACAUCAGUCCAAAUAAGUCUGCACCGAGUUUGAAAGACUUAAUAAGUAACAGAUAUAUUAAAAGAAGUAUUAACCACUCUUAAGUGUUGACGGGGCUUUGCCUUGUGCUGCUUUCUGCAGUUUACGGACCUGUUUUCUGGCCUGUCCGUGAUGUUGAACUUGACACACCAAAAAAAACCCCACACAUAAACAGAAAGGCAUACUCAUCUGCUGCAGAGCUGUGUACAUAUCUCUGGUCUACUGGCAAUGGGAAAGGAGUCUGUAGCCUGUAACAAGGUAUGCUUGGGUUAACCUGCUAAAAAAGGCGACAGACAGACAAGUAUGCCUUUGUGUGUGUGUCUUUUUUUGGCGUGUUUUGUUUGAUGUCCUCAAUAGACCAGAGAAGAGGUAAACAGCAGAGAGGAGCAUGGAGGCUUAUGAAAACUCUCUUUGAAAUUCAGUACGGACUAAUUUGGACCGAUGUUUGAGUGCUGUUGAGACAGACACCAAGGGUAUUUUGUGGUGACUCGUCAUUGCAUUUUGCUGGUAAAUGAGCUAAAAUGAGCGUGUUCAUCCUAGUGUUGUGUUUCCAUCAAUGCUGAUGAGACGAUAAAUACCUGUGACUACUGCAGAGCCAUUUGACCUGGGAGUGAAUGCCAAUCGAAACCUUUCCCACUGCAUUAAACAGCCAUAUGUAAGCAGGUUUUGCAGUGGGAGAGGGGGCUGAAGAGAGGUGGUGGGGCCUUCUGCAUAUCUGUGCCCUGGGGCCCAUUGUCUCACCACAUCUAUCUCAUCACACCCAUGACUUGUAGUGGAGUAUUUUUAACAUGGAAAUGUUGAUACGAGAUCUCUAUACUUGUGCCAUCAUCCAUAUUAGUCAGAUGCUUGAGAACUUUUUUGUUUUAUAAAACAGCAAAUGUGAAAAGUGCCACUGAUAAGAACAUUUGUAGUGUUCAAUUCAAUUUUAUUUAUAAAGCCCAACAUCACAAAUCACAAUUUGCCUCAGAGGGCUUUACAGCAUAUGACAUCCCUCUGUCCUUAAUAUAUGAUGGUAUAUGUAUGUAACAAUAAUAAUCAUAUAUGUAUAAUAAUGGUGGAAGUAUGACUAAGAAACAUCCGUCUUUACAAAAUGUUGUAGUCCUGUCAUGCCUUUAUCAAUACAGUGAGGGUAAUCACCCAGCAGAGCUCUGCCAGACUUUUGCUUUUAUAUUUCCCCUAUGCGCAUAUCACAUACACAUAUGUCAUUGUCUGGAGUACGAAUUUUGUAUUUGUACUUUUCUGUGUGAUUAUAAUAUCAUCCUGAGACCCAAACAUUUGUUUGGUAUGUAUUUUUAAUUUCUCCACGCCAUUUGGGAUCAGUAGGACCGGAUAAGUAUAAAAAACCUAAACAUUAUCAUACAUAUCAACACAUAAUCAUAAUAAAGUCCCAGUGUCCUGAAACCAGUACUUCGUAAUUAAAAGUGUCGUAGCUUGCCACUGUGUCUUGGUCAAAUUUGUUGUGAUAUCAAACUACAAGCAUUAUUCAUAAUAUAAAGCAAGUUUCAAUCAUAAAAUCUGAGCAGUUUUUGUCCACUUUUGUGUCGGGAUCAGCUGCAGCCUGACUUGGCAGAGAUAGCUGCCAUCUUGUUUUUACAUGGAUUAGUGUAUCCUGCUCUUACUACCACUAGAUGGGACAGAAACGUGUCCACAAACGAGGACAACAGGUCUAAGUUAAUCAGAAGGAGGAGGUUACGGAGCGGACAAUUAUUACUUUUAUUUUUCAUUUCUUUAGAUAUAAAAAACAAAACAAAAAACUUUUACCUUUUUCUAUUUAAAUUUUGCUUUAUGCACAUAUCACAUACACAUAUGGACCAUUUCAUUGCUAUUCUGUUGCUACGGCAACAACUUUGGUCCCUGUUUACUUCCUGUCAGCUUCUGCAUUAACGUACAUUCAAACAGGAAAUACAAAGGGACCCAUUUAAAAUGUUUAUGUUUUCUGUUUGUACCUGCACUGUUCUGUGUGAUUAUAAUGUGGAGUGGUCGAUUAUUACUUUUAUUUUUAUUUCUUUAAAAUUUCUUUAAAAACAACAUUUUUUGUUAACUUUUUCUAUUUAAAACUUUUUCUAACUAAAUGGUUAAUAUGAAGGAGUGGAUAUUUGUAUUUUCAUCUAUCUUUCUGUGUCUAUGUUCAGAACAUUUCUGAAUAUAAUGUAUACAGAUGUUAUAUACAGCUGUAAAAAUGGAAAUGUAUACGUUGUAUUGUUGAUGAAAACUAAGUAGAAAUUAAGUGAAAAAGGGAAUAUGUUGGGACUAGUGUAGUAUAAUUUAGGGAUAGAAAAAUCUUAAUAUCUAAAUCUUCUAAUAUAUAGUGUUGUCCUAUUUAUAACAAAGUAACUUUGAACAAAGACAUAGGGUUGGUAAAGGGGCGUGACAGCAGGCACAGUCAUGGUGUGCUCGGCUGGUGGAGACUGGGAGAGAGGGCUGCUCUGCAGAGGGAGGGAGGGAGAGAGGAGGAGGAGGAACUACUGGAGGAAAAAAAGUUAAAGUAAAAAUGGCUUCCUUGUCUUUGGAGUCCACAGAACAAUCUGAAAACAGCACGGACGAGCCGACAGUCGCCGAGUACAAAGAAGAGCAAGACCCGGUGCAAGUCUCGGAGCAGUUACUCCAAAGUUUCCAAAAGUCGGCUCUGAGUUUUUCCACUGACCAAGUCUCAUGUCUGUGCGAGGCCCUUCUGCAGGCGGGCAAUGUGGAUCGCCUGUGGAGAUUUCUAUCCACCAUACCUCCUUCGUCCGAGCUGCUACGUGGCAACGAGACCCUGCUCAAGGCCCAGGCACUGGUGGCUUUCCACCGUGAGGAAUUCAAGGAGCUGUACGCCAUCCUGGAGAGCUACGACUUCCACCCGUCUAACCAUGGGUUCCUGCAGGACCUGUACCUGAAAGCCCGCUACAAGGAGGCGGAGAGGUCCCGGGGCCGCAGCCUGGGCGCAGUGGACAAGUACCGGCUCAGGAAGAAGUUCCCUUUGCCCAAAACUAUCUGGGACGGAGAGGAGACGGUGUACUGCUUCAAAGAGAAGUCCCGAAAUGCAUUGAAGGAGUGCUAUAAGAGCAACAGGUACCCCACUCCGGACGAGAAGAAGAACCUGGCCAAAGUCACCGGGCUGUCCCUCACACAGGUCAGCAACUGGUUCAAGAACCGCAGGCAGAGGGACAGGACCCCGUCCGGGACCCACAGCAAAAGUGAGUCUGAUGGGAACCACAGCACUGAGGACGAAUCGAGCCCCAUGGACGAUGCCCCUGACAAACCAGAGGAGGUUGCCGGCUCCACAGCCUCCAUCAUCUCUCUCUCUGCCGUCCCCUGCAGCACUGGAGGCCAGCUCAUCCUAAACGGGUCUGGUGGCUUCCUCACAGCCCCCCAGUCGUUAUUACUUAAUGGAAACUCCCUGAUCUCCAGCACCGGUGCUGGUGUCAUAAUUAAUGGGCUAAACUUGGGCGAUUGCCAGACAGUCACACUGAGUCCUGUUGCCACCAACUCUCCUUUGAUACUGAACGGGGCUCAGGUAAUCACCAAACCUAGUAUCAGUGUGCAGCAACAGCCAGUUGUUUCUAUGGCACAACAGGAGGUUACGGCCAUGGAGGCCAAGCCAGGUAGUCUUCCAGCAGUUGUUCUUAGCACCAACAACACACCAGUCUCAAACCAUCCAUCCAUCAUCUCUCCUCCUCUGCACACCAAAACAGGAAGCGGCAAUGCGAUGGAUUUCAUCAGCGUCCCUGAUUCAGAGGGCAGCAGCCAGACAGUAUCUUCUUCUUCAUCUUUAUCCCCCUCCUCACCAACUCUGUCCUCCCCAACCAGUCUCCCCUCACUAGUCUUAACACAAAACCCCCAGCGCCAGGAGACUCUCACCCUCCCCGCCUCGAUGUCGUCUGCAGGCAUGGUUAUCUCCACCUCUGUCUUCGCCACUGCUGGCUCCCACUUAAACGCCUCUAGCUCUGUGGUUUCCUCCAGCAACUCCACCCCUCAGGUUUUCUCUCUGCCCCAGGUUGUGCCUUCCAUCCAGGGUAUACCAGUAUCCCAACUGGUCCAGCACUCUUCAGGAGCCCAGGUGUCCCAGUGCCCUCAGUUGGUCCCAGUAUCCCCCCUCACUUCACCAGCUCCUCAGUUCCAAAACCAGACAGUGAACACAAGCAACAGACUGGUGCAACAGCAGCAGGACGCUUCAACAUCUCUGUCUGAAGGUGCCACAACCAUAGUCUCUAUCUCACAGCUAACCAACAAUCAGCUCCCACAGCGAACGGUACACCAACUGGGGGACCAAAGCACAAACUCCACACCCAGCAAAAUCCAGGUCCCACAGGUCAUUUCCAUCUCUUCCCCGACACAAGUCGUCCCAGUCCCCCAGGCCAAAGGCACCACACCAGCACAGUUAGUCCCCCUCUCCAUGCCUCAGCUGGUCCCAGUCUCACCCAUCCAAACGUCUUCCACCAUCUCUUUCCCCCAAGUGGUACCGGCCAGUCCUUCUCUCUCCAUCCCCUCUGCUGGAGUGCCCUUACAGAUCCUGUCUUCAGCUCCUGCAGGGGUCACACAGGGUCCUCUCAGGAUAAACCAGCUAAGGCCCAUUCAGAGUGUGGGUCAACCAGCAACCAGCGUGGCUCCGGGUGUGCAGCUCCUCAACUCUGGGAUCAUUCAGCUUCCCUCUGCUCCUCCAGGUAACCUUCUCCUCGGUGGAAGUCCCUACUUGAGUGUCCAGCAAGGCAAGCUGAUUCUGACCAUCCCAGCAGGCAUUCAGCUCACCAGUUUACCCCUGAAACCAGUCCCUGAGGCUCCACCCAUUUCUGCUAAUGGUGUGAGCUCUGUUCUCACCUCCUCCACUCCUCCUGCAGCUUUAACCACCUCCGGCCUGACCCCCAGUGGCCUCACAUCAUCUCCCCUUAACUUCAUCAACACGUCUCCACCAUAUGGUGCUCCAGAGACUGGGACACCUGCCCAGCCCUCCCCUCAUGCGCUGGACCAUUCAGUCACCCCAACGCCAAAUACUCUGACUCCAGAAAGUAUGCUCACCCUCAGUCCCAUGUACAGUGGGGCGACACCCAGCACCCAGUUGUCCCAGCCAGCCUGGAGCCCUGUGCCCCUCUCCACUUCAGCUAGUCUAACUCUGUUCGAUGUCCGCAGCAAGGGGGACCUACCUGUAGACCCGGCUUUGUUAGGCCUACCUGGAGGAGAGUCGCUGCUUCUGGGAAGCCCCUCGUCAGAGCAGGAUGUGGAAGCCAGCUCGGCACUGGGGAAUCCAGAGGAGAUGGAUGGGGACUCCAAGAUUCUUACUCAGCUCCAGUCUGUCCCUGUGGAUGAUGAUCUGGGCUUGUAGUCUGUUUACCCUGUGGGUCGGCAACCCAGUGUCUCUGGAUAAAAACAUACAGCAGAUUGCAGACUCUGCUGUCUGAGAGAUUUUACUCCACAAUGUCAGUCCUCUAAGAGCCAAAUGUUUGUUUUUACAAUAUAUUCAGCACAGAGAGGCAAAGUCUGUCCCCUUCCGGUGGACCACCACGGGACCUUGUUUCGGAAAAAAACAACGUAUGGCAGUCAGUGGAGGGAGACAAAUAAUUUUUUGAUCCCAUUUGCAUUGUGCCAUGAAUUACACAUAUGAUGUCUGUAGAUUUAAAAGAUAAUUUUGCUAGUAACAAAAGUCAUAGUUUGUCGUAUGUAACUUGGAUGACUACACAAGUCGUUUUGGAAGCGUUAUACCUCUUUCCCUUGCUGAAGCUAGUACUGGGGUGUACGAAGUGCGCAAUGUGUCCUGCUCGUUCUUUAGCUUCCCAGCUGAUAGAAAGACCAGUAUAGUCUCAUGCUGGUGAAGACUCUCAGUCAUCCAGGUCAUGGUAAUGUUAAGUACUACAUUGUAGGCAACUGGACUUGCUUGAGUUUCAGUUCAUCAGUUGUUCAGAGCUGAAGAAGCCUCUUGGAUGAGAGGUGAAACGUCCUCAAGAAACUCAAGCGAGUCCAGUUGCCUACGAUAUAGCACUUAUGAUGACCAGUAUAGUCACUGGGUGAAAAAGCCCAGGUAAAAUAACAUUACAUUUGUGCUGGGUACAAAGCUAGAUUACAGAGUUAGUAAAGUUGCAGGUGUAGGUGACAUAAAUUGUGCGUGGCGAGAAAUGCAGUUCUCCGAGCAGUUUCACACAAAAUUAAAUAGUGCUACAAUAAACUGCAAUGUUCUUGACUCGAAAAAUUACUUUUUAAAUUGAUAAACGUGUAAUUCAUGGCACAAUUCAAAUGGGACUAUAGAAUAAUUUCUCUUUGCUGUUGACUACUGUACAUAUUUUUUUUCCAAAAGAAUGUCCCAUGGGAACACUAAGAGGAGAGGGACCUCCGCUCUCUGAGAAAAGCCGAAAACCAUCAUGGUCUUAGCUGGCACUUUUGAGACAAAUCCUCUCCAGUUAUGUUUCACAUGGACGGGCAGGAUUGUUUUUACUAAAAAUCCGUACGUGCCUUAUCUGUUUUAUCAGAUCCAGACAGAAGAAAUAACUGGGCUUCAUCUGCUUGGCCCACUCACAGGUCCUGGUGGUAAAAAAAGAGACUAUAUUACGCAAGGCGUUUUGGCUUUGCCCAUUCUCCUUUGCAGUUUUGUGGACUACAGACCAAGUUUGGAAAAGAUGUCUGGGGUUUUUGCUGGCAGUAGAAGUACUUCAUUAUGGACCCACCGCAGUAACUUUACACCAAACUAUCUGGCAAAGGCAUAAAUCUAGAAAUAACUGAGUGUUGACUGCCUGUCCAGAGCUCAGAGAUUCAAGACGUGUUCCGCAGACACUCCAGGAAUAUAGUGAGGAGCGUAUUCUUCACAAACAGGACUUGAGUUUUAUGUGAAACUAUUAUUACAUCAUAGCUUCAAGGGCUAUAAAGCAGUAUUUUAUUACAAUGAGUUACUGAAGGCUGGGCUGAAACAUGCUGCCAAACUACAUUUUUAUCAGUCAACUGUUUGAAAUGACUCUCUGCAGUUUUCAAAAGCUGCCCUCCAUUAGUUAAGCUACAACACAGGAAAGAAAAGGGUCUUUACUCUAUGCAAUGCAUGUUUAGUUUUUUUUAUAGGACACUAUGUGGCACAAUGGCUGAGUUGAACAGUCAGUACACUUGGGAGAUGAGGAAAAGCUUUUUCAAAUACAUGAAGCAUGCAUGACACUAAAGCGUUUUGCUGUGAUCCCACGUAGUGAUGCAUCCAAAACCGGUUGAUACGUUGAUAAGUGCCUUAUUUUAAAGCUUAUUGGUUUAAUGUUUUUGAGUUUUAAAACAGUUUUUCAAGUGCUACACACCUGACCAAAUGUUGGUAUUCACUCUAUGGACAUUUUUUGAAUACCCACAUUUCUGUGUCUGAUCUCCAUUGAAAAAAAAUGUGUUUUGGUUGCAUUGUCAUCGCUCAAUCUCCUCUAUUUGUAUAUUUUGCACCUUUUAUUCACAUGAUGUUUACGCUGCGUUGCCGUGUUGUUGUGACAGUGGUUAGACUCACAUCCUUUCAUAAUCGGAACAUUAAAAAUCCCCACUUGACUUUACAGGACACUGAUUUCCUGAUUAAAUCUGCCUUAAAUUGACGAAACAGGUCUCUUUGUUUGAAACCUAAAAUUGCUAAUCAUCAUCAUAUGAGCUUUCCACUGUCAUAACACAGGUGGCGGUCAAACCUUUGGCCAAUUAUGGUACACAAAAAUACACUUAAUUGUCGCAUCUAGUUACAGUAAUGGCCUUUGUGUUGUUGUUGUUUUUAUUAGUUUGUUUAUUGUUUGUCUUUUUUGUACAUUUAAUCUAUUUAAAGCAUGUAUCAAUCAGUAAGAAAAUGAGUCCUUGUGGAAAAACACAGAUAGGAAAUGAUAUUCAUUUUCACUCGGAAGGUCACGUCGUUGGGCAAACUGAGGUUGUGAAAUCUUAGACUACAGGUAUUAAAUCAAUAGUGAUGGCAGGUAGGUAACUUUCAAACACAGUAGGUUAUUCCUCGUUAAUAAAUGUUGAGGUCAUUCGUUCUCAGCGGCCUCUGUGUAGAAUAUUAAAUGGCUUGGACAAAUCAAUUUUAGUCUUUUAGUAGUUAGGGGUAAAGGGAAAUGUGUCCUGUGUGUAAAAUAUGGUAGUCUGUGUUUGUUUAUAUGAGCCAUUUCUUACCAAAGUAUGUAGACGUUGAAGCCUCUGUGGGCUUAUGCACAUUUGUACCCGUCUGUUCGUCGCCUCGGAUACGUUGUCACUCUCUCCUACCUGACACACGACUCCAGAUUUAACCAAAGAUAAUGUGUUCUGAUCGACUUUUUGAUAGUUCUGAAAGGGAUCGUUUGUCAUUCAAGGUUCUUGUUAUCUCAUUUUUGUAUUCAAAUGCAUUCUAUUUUUUAUAUUACAUAUUAUUGUAAUAAACUACAUUU